GUCCACUGGAACAGUGCUAAGUUCGACGAGGCCUGUUGUGCAGUGGGGUACAAUUUGAUUUGCGGCACUCGGCAAACACCACCGCUGCCCUAUCAAGAGGAAAAAUUCCCCCUCCCCAUAUCGAAACGAAGUUUCUGAUGCUGGAUUUCCGUACACAAAUCAGAUUUGUCCUGCAGUAGAGGACUGCGGGCAUAUGUCAAGCCUCGGUCGAGAGGUUUUGACGUAGGCGCCUAGCAUGGCAAACGUGUAUGCUCUAAGCCCAACAGCAUCACAAACCGCCUGCAAAAUGCAGGGGGCUCUCUGGACUUGCCUUCUUGCAAGACAGACAAGAUUUGAGGUCACAAAUGUGCAUCACAAAUUUUCAGACGGAUGCGUUUUCAAUAUGGGGAGGGGGAAUUUUUCUUUACGAUAUGCCCCCGCCCCGGCGGAUCCAUCCCAAGUUCGAGCGCGAUCGAUUGUUUUUUACCCGCACCUAUCAAAUGUAAAAAUGUCUGGGUCUGGAAAGAUGCAACUUGUGAUGCUGCAUUUGGAUUCCAGAAAAAUCUGUAUUGCAGGAGUACCAAAAGGAAUGUAAUUUUUGCUACGCGGAGAGAGCAUUUGUCAUGGGGAAUAGGCAUCAAUAAGCUUUCAAAAAAUCUGUGAUGCUAGGGCAUGCAUCACAGACAUCAGGGCUCAUGCAAAACAUGCAUGACAAGUGUCAAGAUCUUCCAGACCCAGACAUUUUUACAGUUGAUAGCACCGAGGAUGUCACGGACCCCACCCGGAUUGCCGCGCAACCCUUUCGUAUCCACGACUACCCGGCCAUGAAGUGGUGGCACCAGGUGGAGGGCCACCCCCUGGAGCUGCGCGUGGACCUGGACUGGGAGGACCACGGGUACGGAAAAAGGGCUGCGGGGAUUCUUAUCAAGUUGUUCUGCUCUCCCUUUGCGACGCUGAUGGCCGAGCGAUGGAUCAAGCAGGUUCCGCGCAAACGAAAAACGGAGACGCUGCUCUUCUAUCGCGACGUGGACGACAUCGUUGCGUUCGCCUAUUCCGUACGCAUUGCAAAAUAAAAUGUCUGCUGGAAGGUCUGGAAGUAGCUUGUAUAUGCUAUGUAUAGAAGUGUCGACGCCCGCGACAUGAAAAUGAAAUGAUACGUCGCCAAGCAUGAAAAUUUUCGUCGAGGUUCUGGCCCUAGUAGAUCAAUGUCCUGCAGCAUUCGAAGCUGCUUGCGGCGGCAGUGCAAAUAAGAGUUCUUCGUUCAGAUAAUGCGUAAAAGCUGGCACGACGAGAGUCGCCAUCGUGAAGGGUGCGCCUGAUAUCACCUGACUAUGUGGCACUUCUGAUGCUGAUCAGCUUUGUGCAUCACAGGUUUACUUAUUUGGUGUUAUUCAAAAUCGAAAUGCGAAUGCGCCAUGCAGCGAGACUCUUUCAGUUUCACCAACCUGACGAUAUCUCCCUACUCUCCCAACCAGACCAGCCAGACGUGAUAUUUGCAUUCGAUAUCCCUACUCCAACGACAAUAUCAAAUGUAAAAAUGUCUGGGUCUGGAAGAUUGCGAGAUUUGUCAUGCAUAUUUCGGAUCACGCAAAUGGCGUCUGAUGCAGGCAAAAGCAUCACAGGUUUUGAGCACGCCUCAUGAUGCCUCUCCCGCAUGAGAAACUUCUUACUUGCGUGCCAAGAAAUGGACAGCCUUUGGCGCUCAUGCAACACAAAUUUUUGUGUGUUCCAGAGUUUGCAUCACAAGUUCCAACCCUUCCAGACCCAGACACUUGUACAUUUGAUAGACAAGGAGAUGCGCACGUGCUGGUACGAGUUUUACGCCAAAGUCGGAGACAAACCGGGGCAGAUAUUAAAGUGAAAAAUGCCCCCCACCCCUGAACUUGCAAAAAUUUGUGAUGCGAAGUUUCCAAAUGAAAACUUUUUGCCAUGCAUGAAAGGAGUAUGGAUCUUUCUGAUGCAGAGUCUAGGCGAGGCGUGUAUCGCAUCGCUUGCAUGACAAGCGCCGCUCUUGCUGGGGUCUCUUGCAAUACAAAUUUCCGCUAUUCACGAUUGGAAACCUGUGAUGCUGAUAGAUGCAAGAGGGCGAAUGUUUCAUUUGGAAAGGUUUGCAAUACAAAUGCUCCCAAGUUCGUGGGUGGGGGCAUUUUUCAUUGUAAUAGCAGAAGUUGUUGCUUCAUCAUUUCUGGGUGACUGUCCGGUACUAUCCUACGCAACACCUGAUCACCCCCCUGGUCAUUUGUCAUGGACCAAAAAAAAGUAGCUAGCACAGGUCCGCCAAGAGGUAGCUCUCGCUCUGUAGGCGUCAUGUUCAUUUUGGACGAUGGCAAAGAAAUCAAACUGAAACUCGCGUACAAUUGAUGACGUUUUGCUGAGCGCGGGUGGCCGAAAAUAUACGCUGCCGGCCCAUUUUUCACCACCCCCUGCCAGGCGGCUAAAAAGGGAACUCCCGGAUUCGCGCUGAAGGGAGCGAACAGGAGCAAGAUCAUCGGGAUAGGAUCCUGGUUCCGGCUGAAUUUGUUACCCUGCUCGGUGUUAAGUUUCACCUAUGUCGUGACAGCAUGAUGACGAAUGAUCAAUAUGAAUUCAUGUGCAAGCAGAGCGUGCAGACACUUGUCUCUCUCAUGCGAAGAACGCUGCGUGAGCGUGUCGUCUUUUACUGCUGCUCAGAUCAACAUGAUACAUACCAUACAAAGAAAAGGGUGGGGGCAGGUGUUGCGCAGGAUAAGCACGAACCAUCCGACCCGCGGACGCUAGCGACGUUGAGAAAGCGGGCCACGAAUAAAGAGCCGGCGCAUUUGGAAUUGUAAAGACCGCAGCGAGAAGGAGAAAAAGAAACUACACUGGCAGCAUGUGCGACGCGGCUAUCGUUAACAAGCAACAAAUUUGCGUUCCGUACUACUCACGACCAUACUUCUGAUUGAUAGAUUUGUUCGUCAAUGUGGUGUCUACAAAAAUGGAAGUGCAAUGUUGAUACAACGUCCCUAUCUGGAAAUAGCGCUAAAUGGCGCUGACUGUGGACUCACUUCGGUGUCCAAGGCACUUGCUCCGCUUCUUUUGUACAAACGAAAAAGGUAGCUGAUAAAGAAG
Messenger RNA from Amoebophrya sp. A120, 3069 nucleotides. The record is from the annotation of a GenBank genome assembly. NCBI's taxonomy places the organism in Eukaryota, Dinophyceae, Syndiniales, Amoebophryaceae.